Meloidogyne enterolobii is the source of this 390-nucleotide messenger RNA. Lineage: Eukaryota; Metazoa; Nematoda; Chromadorea; Rhabditida; Meloidogynidae. The record is from the annotation of a GenBank genome assembly.
AUGAAAAAAGAAAAUAUUAUUAAUAUUAAUUUGGCGAGGAAAUUCAAACCACCAGAGAUUCGAGAAAAUUUUAAAUUGACAGAAAAAAUCGAUCCAUGGCAAUUUGGUAUAAUGAUAUAUGAAUUAUUAUAUAAACGAGAUGGUGUAAUAAAAACUCCAACUUAUAGUCCCCUUACAAAAUCUCCUCUAAGCUCUUUUAAAUAUCCGUCACCAUCUCCUAAAUUUUCACACAAAUCGCCAAGUAUCCAAGGAAGUACAAGUGAAAUUAUUGAGACUUACUCUGCAUCUAUUUUUAAUUAUGAUUAUUUUGACAGUCAAUUAAACAAUUAUCGAAUGGAUAAGAGUAAAAACAGUCUUGUAGAUCGAGUUAUAAAAGUAAUUAUGAAUUAA